Molecule: messenger RNA, 4052 nt
Organism: Epinephelus fuscoguttatus (brown-marbled grouper)
Lineage: Eukaryota; Metazoa; Chordata; Actinopteri; Perciformes; Serranidae
Exons: 3
Coding region: 418-1185 (255 amino acids)
Cellular component (GO): nucleus
Molecular function (GO): transcription regulator activity
Source: RefSeq, a predicted model, not a curated record
ACGGAGACACACAGAGACACGGAGACAAAGAGACACGGAGACACAGAGACACACAGACACACAGACACACAGAGACACGGAGACACGGAGACACGGAGACACAGAGACACACAGACACACAGACACACAGACACGGAGACACGGAGACACACAGACACGGAGACACACAGAGAGACAUAGAGACACGGAGACACAGAGACACAGACAGACACACAGAGACACGCAGAGACACGGAGACACGCAGAGACACAGAGACACACAGAGACACGGAGACACAGAGACACGCAGAGACACAGAGACACGGAGACACAGAGACACGGAGAGACAGAGACACACAGAGACACGGAGACACAGAGACACGCAGAGACACGACGGAUCCAUUCAGCUCAUGACUGUGGACACUGACACAGAAGGUCGAUGUUGGGUCGUGGCGUUAAGAGGAAGUGGAGUUGCGUGGAGGAGCUGGAGGUCGACGUCCUGCCUGCAGCCGCUGCAGAGAAGGUGAAGGAUGAGGAGCAAGACGAAGGCACGUUCCUGGUGGGUCCGUCCAGAUUGGACACGAGCCACCUGCAGCAGCGUCAGCUGGUGCUCAGCCUGUGUUUGGAGAAGCUGCGGGGGUACCAGGCGGGGGUGGAGCUUAGCCUGCGGCGCUCCGUCCUGCUCAUCAACAUGCUCAGAGAGAUCCAGGAGGACAUGCAGAGUGACGGGGCGGGAACUUGCACGCCGGACGUGCUCCUCCACCCGGAUUCCUGUGUUCUCAGGGACACCUUCAGGGAGGACAUCUCGGUGACAUGUCCCGGGUGUGCAGAGGAUGACAAGGACAGCCUGUCUCCCCUGCCGUCCCCGAAGCUCCCGUCUCAGGAGACGAAUAUCUUGCCUGACCAGCAGAAGCCUCUCCCCUCAGCGGCAGUCAGUACUUUCAGUGAUGCAGUCAACGCCAUGGGCUACCUCAGCGACCUCGCCCUGGAUGACAUCUUCGAGGACAUUGACACGUCCAUGUACGAGACGUCAGACCUGCCCUCAGCCUGGGUGGCAGGCUCACUGUGGCCCGUCAGCGUGUCGCUGUGGGCAGAUGAUGACGUAAAACUGCUCUCUCCCAGCCACGCCUCAGCUGAGAAUCUCCAGUUCUGCCUGAUGGACCUGAAUGAGCUGGACCACAUCAUGGAGGUCCUGGUGAAGUCCUGAUCCGACUCUUGCACGUUUGCUGCGCCUGAUCAAAGACUCUGAUGACAGCGGAGGAGGCGGGGAUCAUGGACCGAUACUAGAAUCCUGGACUUUGAGACUCCGUCUGAUGAACUUCCUGAUCACAGAGCUCACGUGUGAGGAACCGUCAAACAUCUGAACUUAUUUAUUCAUGAAGGUGUGCCUCAAACCGAACUCUGAAUAUUUAUUAUGAUAAAGAACCAUUUGUAAAACGUCCUGAUUCUGGUCGUUUGAACUCAGGUUGACAAAAAACGGCAGGUACAGAUUUUUAUACAAAACAGCUUCACUCUGAAACUUUACUGUUGAUAUUUAACAAGGCAGAGAGAGACCGGUCUCUACGGCCUCAAGUCUCAGAUUUCUGUGCCCUCAGGUCUCAGAGCUCUGCGGCCUCAGAGUCAGCCUAAGUUGAAGCAACAUGUCUGAGUGAGUCCACAGCUGAGGAGGAGAAGGAGGAACCUGAUCCGCCAGUGUGUGUGCAUCAGUUGGACUGUUGGAUAAGACUUGGUUGAUUAUUAAUUGAAUCCCUUUAGUCAAUCAAUCAAUCAAUUUUAUUUAUAAAGCCCAAUAUCACAAAUCACAAUUUGCCUCACAGGGCUUUACAGCAUACGACAUUCCUCUGUCCUUAUGACCCUCACAGCUGAUCAGGAAAAACUCCCCAAAAAACCCUUUAACGGGGAAAAAACGGUAGAAACCUCAGGAAGAGCAACUGAGGAGGGAUCCCUCUUCCAGGACGGACAGACGUGCAAUAGAUGUCGUACAGAACAGAUCAGCAUGAUAAAUUAACAGUAAUCCACAUGACACAAUGAGACAGAGAGAGAGAGAGAGAGAGAGAGAGAGAGAGAGAGAGAGAGAUGCAGGUAAUGACAGUAGCUUACAACAAUUAUUGAAAGUAAUAAUAUUAUAGUUAUAGUUCUGGCUACUGUGGUACAAUAUGUUGAAAGUAUGUAUUAAUAUCUGGCAGUAUACAUGUGUGACAAUAGUCAUAUGUGUAUAAUAACAGUAGAAGUAUGACUAAUGACUAAUGAUGGCAGCAGCAGCAGCAGGAGGCAUCUGGCAGGACCACGGCAGCAGCACAACCACACACGUCACGCUGUCCAGGCACCGCUGUGAUAUGAGUUAAUCUGAGAGACAGUGGAGCACAAAGGCUCCGGAGAAGAAGCCGAGUUAGUGACAUCCAGAAUGGCCGAGUUAGCAAGAUGCAGUAAUAGGAUACGAGAGAGAGAGAGAGAGAGAGAGAGAGAGAGAGAGAGAGACAGAGACAGAGAGAGAGAGAGAGAGAAGGAGAGAAGGUGCCCGGUGUAUUAUAGGGGGGUCCUCCGGCAGACUAGGCCUAAGUCAGCCUAACUAGGGGCUGGUACAGGGCAAGCCUGAGCCAGCCCUAACUAUAAGCUUUAUCAAAGAGGAAAGUCUUAAGUCUAGUCUUAAAUGUGGAGACGGUGUCUGCCUCCCGGACCGUAACAGGAAGAUGAUUCCACAGGAGAGGAGCCUGAUAGCUGAAGGCUCUGGCUCCUGAUCUACUUUUGGAGACUUUAGGGACCACGAGUAACCCUGCGUUCUCAGAGCGCAGUGUUCUGGUGGGAUAAUAUGGCACUAUGAGCUCUCUAAGAUAUGACGGAGCUUGACCAUUUAGAGCUUUAUAAGUUAACAGUAGGAUUUUAAAUUCAAUUCUGGAUUUUACCGGGAGCCAGUGCAGAGAAGCUAAAACAGGAGAAAUAUGAUCUCGUUUCUUAGUUCCUGUUAGUACACGUGCUGCUGCAUUCUGAAUUAACUGGAGAGUUUUUAAGGACUUACUAGAGCUACCUGAUAAUAGAGAGUUACAGUAAUCCAGCCUUGAGGUAACAAAAGCGUGGACCAGUUUUUCUGCAUCUUUUCGGGUCAGGAUAGGCCUAAUUUUCACAAUAUUACGCAGAUGAAAAAAUGCAGUCCGUGAGGUUUGUUUUAAAUGAGAAUUAAAAGACAAAUCUUGAUCAAAUAUCACUCCGAGGUUUCUUACGGUAGUGCUAGAGGCCAGAGCAAUGCCAUCUAGAGAAACUAUGUCAUCAGAUAAAGAGUCUCUGAGUUGUUUGGGGCCAAGAACAAUAACUUCAGUUUUGUCUGAAUUUAACAUCAGGAAAUUGGUGCUCAUCCAAGUUUUUAUGUCUUUAAGGCAGUUAUGGAGUUUAGUUAAUUGAUUACUUUCUUCUGGCUUCAUAGAUAAAUACAACUGAGUAUCAUCCGCAUAACAAUGGAAAUUUACACAGUGAUUUCUAAUGAUGUUACCUAAAGGAAGCAUAUAUACAGUAAAUAGGAUUGGUCCGAGCACAGAACCUUGUGGAACUCCAAGACAAACUUUAGUACGUAAGGAUGAUUCAUUAUGAACGUGAACAAACUGAAAACGAUCAGAUAAAUAAGAUUUAAACCAGCUCAGUGCAGAACCUUUUAGGCCAAUUAAGUGAUCCAGUCUCUGCAGUAGAAUUUGAUGGUCAAUUGUGUCAAACGCCGCACUAAGAUCUAAUAAAACAAGUACAGAGACGAGUCCUUUGUCUGAAGCAAUCAGAAGGUCAUUUGUAAUUUUAACUAGUGCUGUCUCAGUGCUAUGAUGCACUCUAAAUCCUGACUGAAAUUCCUCAAAUAAAUUAUUAUCAUGGAGAAAAUCACACAGCUGGUCUGCGACUACUUUCUCAAGGAUCUUUGACAUAAAGGGAAGAUUAGAUGUUGGUCUAUAGUUGGCUAACACCUCUGGAUUCAGGGUGGGCUUUUUUAGGAGAGGUUUAAUUACAGCUACCUUAAAAGACUGUGGUACAUAGCCUGCUAAUAAGGAUAUAUUGAUCAUAUCUAAUAUAUGAGUGUUAACUAAAGGAAAGACCUCC